GCAUCCUUCUUAUUUAGAUAUCACAAAUGGCUCAAGCAAUUGCUUACCUCGAUGACAUCAAACCAUACAAAACCACUUGGAGAGUUCAGGUCCGUGUCCUUCAUACCUGGAAGACAUUUACCACAAAGUUUGGUGAGACUUUCGACAUGGUUCUGUCUGAUGUCAAAGGCAAGAAGAUCCAUGCGUCUGUGAAGAGAGAGCAUCUCAACCGUUUUGAGAAGCUCAUGGUUCCAGGAGAGUGGAAGGCUAUUGAAAACUUUGGAUUGACUUAUUCAACUGGUCAGUUCAAAGCAACUGAUCAUCGUUACAAAAUGGGCUUCAUGGCGCAAACAAGAGUUGUGAGGAUGGAUCCAUUGCCUGAUUCUUAUUACCUGUCAUUGACUCCUUUCAAUGAUGUUUUAACUGCUGGUCUCAACCAGAACUACUUGAUUGGUACAUUUUCAUAUUAGCUAUAUUUUCAUUUUUAUCUAAUCCUUUAUGCAAUAUAUAUUGACGUUUUGAUA
Arabidopsis lyrata subsp. lyrata is the source of this 503-nucleotide messenger RNA. RefSeq lists its product as uncharacterized. The transcript has 2 exons. The record is from RefSeq and is a predicted model, not a curated record. The coding region runs from base 27 to 449 and encodes 140 amino acids. Lineage: Eukaryota; Viridiplantae; Streptophyta; Magnoliopsida; Brassicales; Brassicaceae.